Messenger RNA from Paramecium primaurelia, 319 nucleotides. The record is from the annotation of a GenBank genome assembly. Lineage: Eukaryota; Ciliophora; Oligohymenophorea; Peniculida; Parameciidae.
CUGAUAUCAAGAAAGCUCCAAUUUAAUUCAAUAUUAUAAAUAGAUUAGAUUUUUCAAUUAAUGCUAUGGGAAUCAAUACAGUUGCUGCUUAGACAUAAUAAGGAUUAUAUUUGCUUAAGUAAAAGUACAUAUAACAUUGAAGUAAAAAAACAAGAAUCAAAGUAAGUUUUUUUGUUAUAAUAUAGAUGGAAGCAAAGAAUAUGUUAAAUAGCAUCCACAUCUAAUAAAUGUCUUUCGGAUUCUAAAAUAUAGAUUUUUAUUUACAAAUUCUUAUUAUUUUAAGUCAAUAUGCACGGAAACGACAUAGAAAACAAUAUGA